AUGCGCUUGUCUUGCCUCUCAUGUCGGCUUCGAAAUUCUCCCUCAGAAAGCGAAAAUAAAGCAUUAAUGUUUUCAACUUCUACUCUCUUUCUGCUAUGAAAAUAUAAUAGACAACCGUAAACUUUCCUUUAGUGUCUACACAAAUGUACAUCGCAUAAAAGACUAUAAACUCGGCGGAAAUUGGGUAAAUAUACAUGUUGUACUCGGCAAAUUUGAUGUUAAUUGUAUAUCAUCGAAAUUGCUGUGUUGAUAUAUGAAAUCUUGUCGCACUACUGGUCGGAAUGUCAAGGCACGAAGGUAUUGUAUAGUUUAUUGCAUUCUAAUGCUUUGUUUAGCGUAGUUUUUGAACUUAGUUUUAGUUAUCCAGAUAUUUGCUGAAGGUGAACCUAUCCAACAUCAAUUUUCAAUAUAGUAAUUGUGGCUUUAUAUGUGCUGUGAUCUGGCCAAAUUGUAGUGAAUAGUGUACACAUUUUAUGUGUUAUAGUACACCGUGUUUUAUUGUGUCUUAGUUUGUGAAUUGUGGAUAAUAUUGCUUCAAUAAUUUGAAAACAGGCAAAGUAAUGUAUUAAAUAUGCAUAGAGGAACUUAAAUGCUGGAUAGCCUGAAUGUUUUAAUAGUUCACAUGCUAAUAUUAGAAUCACCUGGAACCUGAAGUUGAACAAAGAGCUUAAAGUAACAGGAAGUGUUAUAAACAAAAAUACAAUGCUGUUCCCAAACAUGUCCGUGAAAAUGUGAUUCAUGCAGGCCUUAAAAUAUCGGUCAGUCACAGACAUUGUCUGACCCAUUCGUGAAAUUGUCCGACGUAGAGAGGAAACCACUGGACAUUCUGUCUGACCAAAGUGAAACUGAUGUUUAUCUGACCUGAGUGAAUUGGCGUCCACCCUAACUGUAACUUUGUCCAACAUAAAUCGAAGUAUACCCUAGUCCAGGACUAGAGGCUCAUGUGCUAAAUGGAAAUCAGAGUAACAUAUAAAAAGUGAACUGGAGAUGUGUAAUCAAGUGCUGGGUUUUCACCGUGGGGGUUGGAAAUUCAUUGCCAAUGUUCAAAUGACUUUUCCAAAUUGUGCUGAUAUGAAUUUUUAUUUGCAUACAUACUUAUUUCUAAGCCAAACUGAACUCAAAGUCAUCAGACAUCAUACAGUAUAUAUGUCCGAGCCAAAAUCCAAGUUCGUUGAACAUUUUGUCAGAUGAUUUUUUCUCAUGUGUUGGUGUUGUGUACUGAGGGCUAGUACAUUGGGCUAGUAUUCCAAAAGUCGUAGGUUCGAUUCCCACCGUGGCCGGGCAUAUUUUUCAAGCUCGUCCGGUGUAGAUAUACACUCAAAGUAACAUCACAAACAUCAUUUUGUCAGAUGGUUCUCUGACCAAUAUUUUAAGGCCUGAUUUAUGGCAUGCCUUCAUUGCUUCUACACCGGGUAAACUAAUGGACUACCUGACUUGUUGUGAACUCAUGUAAGGUCAGUUCUCAUUGAUUCUCCCACCUUCUUUGAAGGUUUUCUCCAGACUUUUUCCUUCCUCACAAAGAACUAACCUUUCCGUCUUAAUUAACUCUGUGAAUAACCCAUUGAGCGACAGCACUCUCCCCCUGAGAAGUAAAAUCGUCUGCCGUUAGACAGAGUAAAGUAAUCAAGUAGGCCGCAUUGCCACUUAAAGGGUUAACCAUUAAAGUGCAACACUCUCCCUUUGACAAAUAAAUGUGCCUGGCAUUAAGCCGUUAACAGAGUAAAAUAAUAAAGUAAGGUGCAUUUGGGUGCAUUGCAACUUAAUGGGUGAACUAAACAUAUUGGCAGUUAAUGUUUAGUUAACCCAUUAAAGUGCAACACUCUCCCCUUGACAAGUAAAAUAAUCUGGCAUUACACAGCAUAAAAUAAUAAAGUAGGGUGCAUUGGGGGUACAUUGCAGCUUAAUGGGUUAGCAAGACACAUUGAUAGGUUGUUUGGUUAACCCAUUAAAGCACAAGACUCUCCCCUUGACAAGUAAAAUCAUCUGGUGUUAACCCAUUAAGCGCCAGCGCUCUCCCCUUGACGAGUAAAAUCGUCUGGCAUUAGACAGAGUAAAAUACUAAAGUAGGGUGCAUCAGGGUGCAAUGCGACUCAAUGGGUUAAGAGUAAAAUAAUAAAUAGGACCGUAUUGCAGCUUAAUGGGCAUGCUUGGUAUGGUGGCAGCCAGUUGCACCACAGUAAGCCAUUGAUGUGAUCACACAGUGGCGGAAAUCUUGGUGGGGCGGGUGGGCGACCACCCCCCCCCCCCCACACCUUCAUGGAAAAUGCAGAAUUUUCAGAAAUUUUGACCUAAAAGAAGGCUAAAAACAGCCUUUUCGAGUGCAAAUGGGGGGGGGGGGUUGUCGGAAAUUUGAAAGUUUUGUUGAAAAUUUAGGAGGCUUUGCCCCCCACCGGAAAAAGAGAAUUUCCACCACUGUGAUCACAUUUGAACUGUGCCCUCUCCCAGUUUUCAACUACAAGGAAAGAUGAUUAGCACCCCCAACAUUCACCUUUUGAUGGUAUAUAUAACCAGAAAAAUUAAGAGGAAUUUGCACUUCCAGUUAUUAUUGCUUAUUCUACUAUUUUUGCAUCAUGGUAGAAGGUUCUGUUAAAAGUAUGAAACUAUGUAAAAAUGCAAGUACAGUCUAUUUGCACUUAUCAGAAUUGUUGUCAUUUUUUACUAUUUUUGCAUCCAAAUUAUGAACUUUAUAAAUGAAGUGGUGAAAACUAAGCAGUCAUAUUUUUCAGCUUACAGAGUAAAAUAAAUUAUCAAUGAAGGUAGCUCAAUCAGACUUUGCUAAAGAAUAUUGUAGAAUCUCUAAUUAACCCAUUGAGGGCUAGUGAGUAAAAUCACCUGGCAUUAGACGGAGUAAAAUAAUAAAGUAGGGUGCACUAGGGCACAAUGCAACUUAAUGGGUUAGGGCACAAUGCAAUUUAAUGGGUUAAUACUGUUUGUAUCAUGCAUGUGCAAAACAGACUGUACCGUAACUUUAAUAAAAUAUAUUUGUAUUAUCAGGUGUGAGCUGUGACUCGUGUAGCAAGAAUAAUUUCCGUGGCAAGAGAUUCAAGUGUUUAAUAUGUUAUGAUUACGAUCUUUGUGCCCAAUGUUACGACAGUGGAGCGUCCACAACUAGGCACACCAAGGAUCAUCCAAUGCAGUGUAUUUUAACAAGAACUGAUUUUGGUAUGUAAAAUAGAUUGUUCCAGAAAAAUAUUUCAUCUCCGUAUGUGAAAAUUUUGUGAUGCCUCAGAGCCUGAAAUAACAUUCAAAAUUUGUCUGGAAAAAUGUCAGGCCAAAAUGAAAUUUGAUCAGAAUCUUUCAAGCUAAUACAUCAAUAAUACUUUAUGCCAAAUAUAUAACUAGCCAGUGUAGUUAAACUUUUAUAUUUAAUGUUCUUUGCGGGAUGAUUGCAUGCUUAUGGUUAACCCAGCCUUUCAAGAAGGAUGAUUCGUAUUUUUUGUCCGGACAAAAUGUCUGACCAAUUUAGCAUUUGGUCAGAAAAACUGUGAUUUGGUCGGAAAAUGUCCAACCGUUAUUUUAGACUCUGCGCCUGCAGGGGAAGGGGGAAAUAUACUUAGAACUGAUAAUGUUCUAAGACAUCUGGUGACCCAUUAAGAAAGGUUUGAACUAUAUUCACUUUUUCAAAGGUAUUAUUUGUUAAUUAAUCAGGGUUUUCAGUUUAGGCCGGCGAACAGCAAAUUUUGCCAGACUUUUUCAUUCAACCCCACCCAAAUUUGCCAGAGCUUUUACAUAAAUAUAUAAUCCAUGUGCAUGAAUGAUUGUGAAACUUAACUGAGGGGCAGUCUACAUGGUCUAGGCUUUUCCCUUUCGCCAUAGCUUCAUCGCCAUUAGCCAGAGCCUCACACAAAACUGAAAACCCUGAUUAAUAAUUCCAUUUGUGAAAUUUAGAACUUUACUUUGGCGGUGAAGCAUUAACUGUGGAUCAACCUCAAUCAUUUUGUUGUCCAUUUUGUGGCAAGCUUGGCUUAACUGAGAGUGGAUUACCAGAGCAUGUUACAACUGAACAUCCUGAUGCUACCUCUGAAGUUGUAAGUCUGCAUUAUUAUGUUUCUGCUUAUAGUCAGAAAUAAUUGUGGUCAGCUAUAUGUUGGCCAGAUAGCCCUAUAGAGCAGCAUGUAUAGACCCCACAAUCAAUAUUUAAAAGCUCACAUAAUAUGUACAUGUUAUAGUGACUGACCAAUAAUAGACCUUUCCCCUUUUGAGUGAAAUUUUGAUCUAAACAAGUCUGGACAAAAAUGUCAUCACAAAAGAGCUUCACAAAAUUAGUAAUGUUCCAAAGUUUCGUUGCGAAAUGUUGUAAAAUGCAGAUAAUAUAGCCUUGCGAAGUUUGCCAUUUUUCAGUCAUUUUGUAUUACAAAUGGGAAAUUGAUAAUCAGUUUGAUCAUCUGAUUAUCAAUUUCCCGUUUGUAAUGCAAAAUGACUGAAAAACGGCAAACUUCGCAAGGCUAUAUUAUCAGCAUUUUACAACAUUUCGCAACGAAACUUCGGAAUAUUACUAAUUUUGUGAUGCUCUUUCAAGCUGUGAUGAAAUUUUUGUCCAGGCAUAUCUAGAUCAAAAUUUCACUCAAAAGGGGAAAGGUCUAUUGGUAUUGGGCCAAUUUUUUGCCUUAUCAGUAGACAAUCGGAAUCGGUAGAAUUAUCUGUAUUUCCGAUUGUGUAAAACCGAUUGUUGAGAAAGUACGCAUUUUAAUUAUAUAAAUUGCGUGUUGAUACACAUUGCGUUUAAAGCAACUGAUGCACAUUGCGUUUUAAAGCAACAUGUUGCUGCGACAUAUGAAGUUGGAAAGUAUCGUUAAAAAAUCGAAAUGAUCGUCACCUUUACUUGGUUGACAGACAUUGUGACGUCAUUAUGUCGAUAAUCGCUUUAUGAGACGACAAUAAAGACCUACGAUUGGUUCUAUUCCUUUUUAAUAUCUAAAACAUGCUAUUUUUAUACUAAAUAAAUGCUCUCGAAAAACAACAACGUUCCGCCAUCUUGGAUUCUCACACGUGUUUUUAUAACCCUAUUUAUCCCUACAUAUCCACAUUUAUAAUGUCCUGUCCGUUUCUAUCUCUAGAUAUCAACUUGAAUUAUCGCUUGUCCGUCUAUAUCCCUACAUUUUCCCACACUCUCCCCCUAUUUACUUUGGCUAGUCCAAAGGUAAAUAUAUUUACGAUUAUAUGAUAAAGUCAACUUCAACGUCAUAAUAGUCCUAAUACGGACGUAACUGUUCAGUAUUAACCCAUAACUGCUAAAUGUUCCAUGCUAAUGUUCUUCCUCUUCUUCUUCAGCAAUUAGACGAAUGUUCUCUUUCGCUAUCUUUGCUGCCCGUCGUUUUGGUGUGAAUUCUUUAACUGUUGCAUCCAAUUUCUUCUGGCUUGCUCUGUCGCACGAUAACUCCAUCGGAUACAACUGUUGUAUGGCACGUUCCAGGAACGACUUACCAGCUCUCAAUCGUACUGCUCUCACAAUUCCGUCUCUGCCUUUUAUCAGCUUUUCUACGAUGCCAAUUUUCCAUCGCCCACGAUUUCGUUCAUCACCCUUUAUUAAGACUACAUCUCCAGGUUUUGCAUUCAUCUCCGUUGUUUUGUUCUUCAAGUUGUGUCGUUCUCUCAAAGCUUUCAAAUACUCAGCUGACCAUCUCGACCACCAUGCAUUCUUACAUCGUUGCAAGUACUUUGCUCUUUUUCUCAGAUCACCAUCGUUUUCAUCAUCAAGUUCUGCACUUUCUGGUAUCAAAUUAGGACGUCCUACUAUCAUGGCAUGUGGUGUUAGAGUUGGCAAUUGAAUGUCAUCUUCGACGUAAUUUAAUGGUCGAUUGUUUAGGACUGUCUCAAUAUCCAAGAGCACUUCUUCCAGUUCCUCCCAGCGCAAAUUUGCUUUACCCGUGGUCUUAUAGAGAGCUUGUUUCACAAGCCCCACCAUCCUUUCAAAUUGACCACCCCACCAAGGGGCGCGGCUUAAAUUGAAUUGCCAUGCAAUUUUCUGCUUCGCUAGCCAAUCAUGCAACUGUUCAUCUCUCAUAGCCUUACGUAACCAAUUUGCAGCUGCGACGAAAGUUUUCCCAUUGUCUGAGUAAAUCCGGUCUGGUCGUCCCCGUCUUGCAAUAAGUCGCUUCAAACUUCGAAUGCAUUCGUCGGUCGUAAGAUCAGGCAGCAACUCCAGGUACAAUGCGCGUGUCAAACUGCAAGCGUAAAGCAAUAUGUAUGACUUCUUCUCUUGACCUUUCUUAGCUCGAUACGUUAUCGGUCCAGCAUAAUCAAUUCCGACAACUUGAAAUGGCCAUGCUCCUUCAGUUCUAUUUCGCGGAAGAUUGCCCGGAGGUGGUUGAGCAAGGGCGGUAGCUUGAUGACGUUUGCAGCCAUAGCACUUCUUGAUUACACGCUUCGUAACACUUCGCAGACGAGGGAUCCAGUACUCCUUUCUGAUUUCUGUCAUAACAAGUCCCACUCCCCCAUGCAAAGUUCGCACAUGAGCAUCCAUCACCAGCUUUUCUGUAAGUGUUGACUUGUCAGGAAGGUAUACUGGGUAAUCUCCCUGAAUUCGACCUCGACAUUCGAACAACUCUUUGUCAUUUCUCUGUAAGUUGAGACGCUGUCGAUCUUCCUCGAAUUCUCUGGUUCCUUGACAUUUCUCUUGCACUCGCUUUACCCAGAAGUCGACUUGAAGGUUGGUUUCUGCUGUCUUUAGAGGACCUUUGAUUCGUUCCGAUUGCUUCAACUUGCAAUUGCUGGUGAACCUUGCUACCCAAGCGGUUGUUCGUAUGACUUUCCAAUACUCGAACUUUUCCAUCAGCUCAUCAAGCUUAUCUUCCUCUCGCAUCGCUACUGCCAACACAUCUCGUACAAUCUUAGCUUCGGAUUCACUUUCUGCAGUCGCGCUCGUAACAACUGUCUCUGGCCAACUUUCUGGAUGCUGCAGCCAUGCAGGUCCCCGCCACCAAAGCUCGGAUAGUUGUUCUACAGAUCCACCACGGCUUCCCACGUCUGCUGGGUUUUCGGCUGUAGGUACAUGUCCCCACUGGAUGUAAUGCUUUUCUUGGAUUUUUCUUACGCGAUUUCUUACAAACUGUUUAUAUUCUCCAUUCCCGUUUAUCCAAUGGAGAGCCACGGUACUGUCAAGCCAACCGUAAACGCCUGUUACUGGAAAACCCGCCAAUGCUACUUUCACGUUGUGCACAAGGUUAGUACUCAUAUGCGCCGACACUAGCUCUUGUCUGGGAAUGGUCAGUCCGUGUUUUGCGAGACGCGACUUGGCGGCAACGAGUCCCUGGCUGACUCCUGUCUGUUGCUGAAUCACUGCGUACACUAUCGUUGAAACCCCUUUUCCACUUGCGUCCCCGAAAGUAUGCAGUUGGAUUCCUGUGAUCUCUUCUUGAUACUUGACAAGGCUUCUUGGCACUGUCACUUGGUCAGGUAGAUGUUUCUCCCAACGCAACCAUUUGUUAAGAACUGGAGUAGGUAGCUGUUUGUCCCAACAUUUUUGGAUUUCACAAACAUCACGAUACAGCAUCUUACCAGCCACAGUGAUUGGUGACACUAAUCCUAAUGGAUCGUAGAUUCUGGCAAGGUACCCAAGAUUCCUCUUCUUGUGGGUUCUGCUUUCUGUUGCGACACUUUGACUGCUAUAGUAUCUUCACCUUUCUUCCAUGGUAAGCCCAGUAACUUGGUUUCACCUUGCUGCACUCCUAGUUGCUCCUUCGCAUAACUUUGUUGUUGGUCAAGGGUGGAUGUGCUGGUUGUUUCUAGGUCAGGGUUGUUUGAAUGCCACUUAUGAAGUUCAAAGUUUGCUUCGCCAAAAAUCGUUUGAGAUGUUUCUUUCAAGUGUAAGGCUUUGGCUGGGGUCUCUCCUCCACCAAUUAGGUCAUCCACAUAAAGGCUUCGUCUGAUCUCUUCUACUUCGUGUGGGAAUCUCUCUUGACACAGUUCCAAAUGUUGUUCAAUCACUCCUCCCAGAAGGAAGGGGGAUGGAGCGAGGCCAAACAGGGCGCGUGUGAAUCGUAGUGUUUCCACUUCUUUAGUUCCCAAAUCUUUGAACCAAUGAAAUUUCAACACAUCUCGAUCUUGAUUCUUUAUCCACACUUGUAAGAAUGCUUGCUUCAGAUCUCCCGCAAUGGCCACUGGAUAGAAUCGAUUUCUCACCAACACGCUCCAAAGUAAGUUCUGCAAGGAUGGCCCAGUUUCCAAACACUCAUUCAGGGAAGGUGCUUUCUCAUUCUCUCGAGCAGAAGCAUCGUAAACGAUGCGAAGCUUGGUGGUCUCGGCGGAAUCACGAACAACGGGUUUGUGAGGGAUGUAGAACUCACGACCAUCUGCUUCUUCUGUUGCUUUCUCUACAAUGCCUUGCGAUAACUGAUCUUUGAUAACAUCAUCAUACUUCUGAAGCAUACCGGGUUGUUUCUCCAACUUCCUGGCAAGGUAAUUUAACCUUCUUAGACUUCCCAGCUCAUUAUUUGGUAAAGGUGGAUGGCAUCCUCUCCAGGGAAGGCCGGUUUCAUACGAUCCAUCUGGGCGUCUGAUCAACUGUUCCUUGAAUUCUUCAUAUACACUCCGUUGGUCUCCUGCUGGCGAAUCUUUCAAGCCCAACACAUCAAGGCUGCAGAGAUUUUCAUAGUCCACGGUUGACGUUUGCGUUAAGAACAUGUUUGACAAGUCCACUUCACUUCCAGGUGAGAUAAGGGUCCAACCAAAACGGGUGAAUUCUGCAACAGGGUCUCCAGGUUUACCAACACGGGGUCUGGUUUCGGUUUUAAUUUUCGCAUAUUCACUUGCCCCUAGAAUAAGGUGAACAGGCAAUUCUGGCUUCUCAUCCACAUCUUGCAUCUUUAUUCCGUUGAGGUAGGUGAAUUUCUCUAUUAUCUCCUUGUAUCUGGGGUUGGUUAGGGAAAGGAGUUUAUCACGGUCAACUUUUGUUACCUCGGUAUCAAGAUGAAAGUUUUCUUCUAAGCUAUCAAUCUUGAUCUUGUGAACUUCUAUCAUCUUGGUGCUCGAUUGCAUCAUCAUCUCAAUUCUUCGAUACUCUUUGCGAACAGGUGAAGUAUUCAGACGAGCUAGGAGAGUUGCAGAAGCAUAGGAGCUUCCAGCGCCAGUGUCUAAUAAAGCUCUACACAUGAUUCCAUCUACUUCUACCACGACUAUUGGAUAUACGACUGCUCCUUCGCCUGUAGCCACAAGUAGGGGGGUUUUACUUUCACAAAUCGAGGUGUGAUGUCUUCUCUUGCAAUUGCGACAUCCCAAUUGGCUUCGACAUUCAGAUGCUUUAUGACUUUUUCCUGUACAGUUAAAACAUAGUUGUUUAGUGGACAGGAUCUUUUUGCGGUCAGCAACAGUAACAACACUCUUACAUUCGGCUGGCUUAUGAUCAGUGUUCUCACAAUAAAUACAUGGUUUUGGUUUGGAUUCUUGUUGCUUUGUUUGGAAGCUUCUGGUUUUCUUUGUACCAACUGAAUUGGUGUCAUUAAUCUUCUCCUCCUUUUUGAUUGGGUUUCUCACUGUCCACUUCCCUAAUGCUUCAAUCAAUUCUGGGAAUUUCCACUCUUGCCAGGAGUCAUCAGUUCGAACUAGAUCUCCACGAAUUCCUUCCAAUUUAUCAAUAGUCAUUCGAACAUAACCAGCUAUUUCUUUCAACUUCCCCAGGGUUUCAAGCGAUUGGGCAUUCCAUAGAAGCUUCUCGUAAAAAUCAUGUAUCUUUGCAGGAUUGGAGCCCUGGACCCGAGGUAGCAAUAAUAUGUUCUGGAUAUAGGCAUUAACUAUUUCGCUAGUAUUCCCGUACUUGCCCUUCAAAAUAGCUUUGGCGCGUUCGUACCCUUCAGAGGUCAGGGGUAAACCAUCAAUACGGCUUCGAACUUUUGCAUCUAGCAGCUCUUUCAGGUAGGAAAAUUUAGUUACAAUAGGUAUUUCAGCAGCCUCUAUCUCCGCCUCAAACUGAUUCCAAAAUCUGAGCCAGUCAGUAAAUUCUCCGUUAAAUUUCGAAAUAACAAGUUUUGGUAGCUUUGAAUUUGACCUUGAAAGAUUAUCCUUAGUCUUGACUUGAGCUUGGCGGCUUUCUUCGAUUUUCUUCUCAUACAUCAUUCGUUGUUCAAAUUUUUCUUCUUCAAAUUUCAUCUCUCUUUCGAAUUGUUUCUGCUUCAUUUGCUCUAUAAGUUGUUCUUCGUCUUGCUUUGUUUGUUCCAAUGAUCUUUUGUUCAGUUCCUUUAUCACGCUUUCAAGCUUUUCUAUAUUCCCUUCAAAAGUCGUCAACUGGCUGUCGAUAUCCGAGCUCCACUCACGUAUAUUAUCUGUCUCCUCGUCACUUUGAAUUUUAAGCUCUUGUAUUUCAACUUUUAAACUGUAUACUUCUUCCAAUUUCGUUUUGAGCACUCUUUGUUGUCUUUCCAGUGACGGUACGUGUCCUUUCUCAAUUGUUCGUUGUGUUUCUUCAUCGGUUAGCUUCAGUAGUUUGAUCUUAGUCUCCAUCGAUUUCAAUUUACCUUCGUAGGUCGCCAUAUUUUCACAAAUUUCACACAAAUUUUCCGAGAUUUUCGCUUAAAAUCACAGUUCCCAUUCACGUCAGAGGUGCCACUUUGUCGAUAAUCGCUUUAUGAGACGACAAUAAAGACCUACGAUUGGUUCUAUUCCUUUUUAAUAUCUAAAACAUGCUAUUUUUAUACUAAAUAAAUGCUCUCGAAAAACAACAACGUUCCGCCAUCUUGGAUUCUCACACGUGUUUUUAUAACCCUAUUUAUCCCUACAUAUCCACAUUUAUAAUGUCCUGUCCGUUUCUAUCUCUAGAUAUCAACUUGAAUUAUCGCUUGUCCGUCUAUAUCCCUACAUUUUCCCACAAUUAUAAAAUCGGUAUCGGGUAGAUUGUUGCAUUAAUAAUCGGUAAUUUCAGAAAUUCAGGUCGUGGCACAAUCGGUCAAUCGCUAUUAUAUUAAAACCUUGAAAAAUCACAAUCUUGUGGAUAUCACUAUACAGUAGGCUUUUAUAAAACAUGAUUAAAGAUGAACAGCAAAUUAAAAGUUUACGCCCACAUGAAACUUUUACUUUUUUGGCAAGUUAACAUGUAUCAAUCUGAUCAACCCAGGCCUUAAAAUAUCGGUCGGUCACGGACAUUGUCCGACCCAUUCGUGAAAUUGUCCGACGUAGAGAGGAAACCACCGGACAUUCUGUCCGACCAAAGUGAAACUGAGGUUUAUUGUUUGUCCGACCCAAGUGAAUUGGUGUCCGACCGGACUGUAGCUUUGUCCGACGUAAAUCAAAAUGUAUCCUAGCCCAGGACUAGAGGCUUGUAUGUUAAAUGGAAAAUCAGAGUACUAUUGUAUAAAAGGUGAACGGCUGGAAAUGUUGUUGUAACGUAGUCGAGCGCGGCGAAAUGGUGAAGUGGAAAACGGGCUUAAGUUGUCGAAGUCUUUUCUAACACUGCUGUUCUGGCAAGCAAGUUAAUUUUGGCUUGGAAAUAAGUAUGAAAGAAACAAAUUAUUUAAUAUCUUUACAACAUUUACCGUUUAUUCAUUUGUGUCAUUCAGACUUAUUUCCGAGUCAAAACUGAACUGAAGGUCAUCGGACAUAUGUCCGACUCAAACUCAACGUCACCGGACAUUUUGUCAGACGGCCCUGGAAAAGAUAUUUUAAGGCCUGUCAACCAGCCAAGUUUUAUGUACUAUUUAAAACAUGAGCAGGCUGAGCAGCAGUGUUUUAUCAGAUAUAAAGAUACGAGGCGAAGCCAAGUAUAUUUAGGUCUGAUAAAACACGCACUGCGAAUGUUUUAAAUUGCUUCAAAAACGAUCGAUGUAGUAUGUUCAUUGGCGAAGUAAUUUUCAAAAAAUAAUUUGUGUAAGUCGAGAAAAUCAAAGUUAAAGUUUACGUAAAUCAAGGGAAAUCCCUAUCACAUAUAAAGAUACGACAUGCUUAUGAUUUUUCUUUGUGUUUUCCUCAUGAAUUAUUAAUGAGUUUUUGUGAAGUGAAAAUAAGUAAUGUUUUUAUCGUUUCAAUAAACUCUUUUGAAGGACUUAAGCUAACGAUAUUUUAGUAUAAACCUACUAGUAGGCUAUCACAUAUCGUGGCUUCUGAUUGGCUACGCUACUAGUAGGUUAUUAGUGAUAGCCUACUAAUAGAAAAUUCAAAAUGGCGGAAAAUUCGCGUUUUGCACUUUUGCCGAAGUGUCUGAUGAUUUUUUGGACGACUUGUUGAAUAAUUCUGUUCUAAAAAAAAACCAAAAGCAACAAAAAUAUGGAAUGGCAAUUUUUAAGGGUAAGAAAAUAGACAAAAUAACAUACACUCAAUGAAAUUUUAAAAUUAAAACUGAAUUUUGUAAAACAUUUUACGCGAACAAAACUAAAAUAUUUGUUUACCUUUAAUGGUUUUAUAGUGUUUUUUGUGUAUUUUUGUAUUGUGUUUGCAGCCUAGUUGUAAAUUAAUGUUAAAGUAUAAACUAAAACAAUUAGACAACUCGGCCUCGUUGUCUAAUUGUUAAUUAGUACAAUAUUGUUAGUAUUUAGUACAAUAUUGUUAGUAUUUAGUACAAUAUUGUUAGUAUUUAGUACAAUAUUGUUAGUAUUUAGUACAAUAUUGUUAGUAUUUAGUACAAUAUUGUUAGUAUUUAGUACAAUAUUGUUAGUAUUUAGUACAAUAUUGUUAGUAUUUAGUACAAUAUUGUUAUUUAUUAAUUUAGGUUUGUCCUGUGUGUGCUGCGUUGCCUCGGGGUGAUCCGAAUCAUGUGACAGAUGAUUUUAUUGCGCAUUUAACAAUGGAGCAUAAGUCACAAUCAAUUAGAGAUUUCAUAUCCUUUUUUACAAUAAACAAUACUGUAUAUAAUAUUUUAUCGCAAACAUAGUGAUCCAGUAUGUAGGUAGUAUUGUACAAUAACUUUUAGUGGUUUUUGUCUGAACUACCUGAAAAAGACAUCUCAAACGUGGUGGUCCAGUGUAGGUAGUAUUUGUACAAUACGUUUUAGCGGUUUUUGUCUGAACUAUCUGAAAAAGGUAUCUCAAACGUGGUAAUCCAGUGUAGGUGGUAUUCUACAAUAAGCUACCAUGGUUUGUCUGUUUGUCCAGUGUAGAUUGUAUUCUACAAUUUUGCGAAAAUUUCCAAUUUUUACUGUCGUUCCAAUUGAAGUGUUGCUCAAAUAUUGAUUCAAUACAUUACCUCGGGCUGACCAAUUCAUUUGAUCAAGUUCCUCGAGAUAUUCAUACACUUCCUGUGAAAGAGCCAAUUCCAAGUAUUUUGAUCUUUUCUGGUUACUUCCUUUCUACUGUAUUUAUGAUUGGUUAGUUGCACAAACAACAAAGGUGAUUGGUGCAUUCAAACUAUUCAACAGGAAGUGUACAAUUAUACUAGGAAGUGUAUGAAUAUCUCGAGGAACUUGAUGAAAUGGAUUGGUCAGCCGGAGGUAAUGUAUUGAAUCAAUAUUUGAGCAACACUUCAAUUGGAACGACAGUAAAAAAUAUUGAAAAAUACUUUUUCUUUAACUUCAUUGUACGACGAACCGACAGGAAGUCGAGUGCGACGUAUUCUUCAUGGCGGUCGGAGCCUGGGGCAAGCGCGUGCUCGUCGUGCAACCAAUCAGAGUUUAGGCAACUCAUCCUCGACAACACCACAACUUGUCUCGAACCCGGCGACAGUUCGCGAUACAAUCGAUCCAAUUGCCGAGCUGCUGUCGCAACUUUCCGGCGUCCGACGAAGUGCACAGCAAUCCCAGCAGUCUGUGCAAUCCCAACUACAACUUUUACAGCAACAAUUGCAAUUUGAGAGACAACAAGUACAGCAAACUAGGGAGAGAUUAGAACGGUUGCCAAGACGACCAAUGAAUUCCACAAUCGGCACGACAGCUCCAGCGACACAGACAGUACGGAGUGAGAAUUCCAGUACUUCCAAUUCUGCUUUUCUAUUAACAAGGUGAGAUAAUUAAAUCACAACUGAGAGGCCCUAUAUACACCGAACCUGACAAUUUCAAAAGCGUACCCAAAAUUGCCUUGCACAUUCACACAGGCCUAUUCUAGAGACGGCGGACUCUAGAUUUUAACGUUUUCUCGGAGGUGUAUGCUCCCAAACCCGCUGACUGAUAGUACCAUAUAUUGUAUGGAUGCAACUAAAUACGUUUCCGUGAAUGAACAAAUAAUAGAUUUCCCUUAUUACGUUUUCGUAGCGCUUUGCAUUGUGGCUAUAGUGGUAUCGCUGAUAUUCAAGAUGGCUUAUUUUUUGUCCUGACCCGUGCAAGAACUUUUAAAAAAAGCUAGGGUCAGGUGCGCGAUAGCCAACAGCAAAAUAUUCGCGAAAACAUUCAAUAUUUUCAUUCGAGGCCGCUAUCUUUAUCAGUGAUACCACUAUAACCACAAUGCAAAGCGCUACGAAAGCGUAAUAAGGGGAAUCGCGAAUUACGGGCAAAAGCUUCAUUGAAGCAAGAACUUCAUUCAUUCGGUCCAUGAGAAAAUAAUUGACGUUCAAUAGCUAAGAAGAUCGUAAACAGUUUUAAUCCCAGCUAAUUCCAGUUUUUUCUAACGGACCGUAUCGCUAAUCAAGUUAUCAGUUCAUAAAAUCAUUGUGUCAGGGACGCCGGAACUAGGGGGCAGCCGCCCCCGUUGCCCUUUACCAGGAGGGGCAAGGGGGGGCAAAGGUGCCCUUUCAAUUUAAAGGAUUGCCUUGGCGAAAUAGCGAAUUGUCAGAAAUGUUAGUGCGAUUCUUUUACGUGUUUGCUUCAGAAAAUGCAAGAAAUGCAGUCAUAGAAAACAUGAUUAGGCGAAGUUCAACUCCCGAUGUUUUGCAAAAAUCUCUUAGUAUAUACCAAUUCAAAAGUGCCCUUUCACGAAAAUCUGCCCCCCUUGCCUUCACAUCGUUCCGGCGUCCAUGCAUAGUGUUAUUCUUAAAUCAAUGUCAAAAUACGAAAUUUUGGUACACUCCUUGCCAGCUUCGUGUUAACCGCGUAGACAAAAACAAUAGAAAGGGAUUGGAACUGACAUCCAAUAAGCUCUUCAAUAGACCUUAUGCAUAAUGACGUCACAAGGCUUGAUGCCCGCGAGGAAUGCUGGUCUUAGUAGUCAUCGCCCGGGAAAAUUUCGAUAGUGGCCGUUUUGAAUUGUUUAAUUUUCCCGGGCGAUGACUACUAAGACCAGCAUUCCUCGCGGGCAUCAAACCUUGUGACGUCAUUAUGCAUGUUUCUGCCAUCUUGGCUUCACUUUCUGGACUCGAGUUCUCGUUCCAGAUAUAUAUGGAGCUCAGUGGUUUUAAUCUAAUCCUGUGUGUUCGUUUGCAGAUGUUACGACAGUGAACUACAGGAGAACGAGAAAUGCGAGCUAGAAGAACGAAGAGCGAACAGAAGUCUUUUUGUUCAAGAUUUAUUAGUCUCAACCCUCGAGUCUGUAAAGUCUGCUCGACCUGAAGAAUUGCUACCUAUUGAUCAUGAUAAUCAGGACUUACUUAGUACUGCUUCGGCUAUAUCGGAUACGUCAGAAGGAGAUGAGGCCGAAAGUGAGCCAAGUAAACUUGCAGAUGCAGACUUAGAGUUGAUCAAUCUAGACGAUGUCGAUCAAAAAGAAUUAUAACCAUUUCCUUACUAGGAAAAUAGAAUUUGUAGGCCAAUAAGAAAUGUUUUAUCGUUUUGGAAUUCCUAGAAAGGUUGGGAUAUUGGGAUUCUAAGAAUCUUGUAAGAUUCUCGAACCUUAAGAUGUCAUGGUUCUGAGAAAUCCGGUUACAUGGAAAUGAAGACGUGGCCAUUAUAAUGAAAAAAUAAAUGCAUUCAUCUCCCCAUCGAAAUCCGGAUACCGGAAAAAUUGUUUAAAACAUAAAAAGUAAUAAAGAAUAGAUAUCUAUACAACAAAAUAACAAGCUGAUUUAUUUGCUGUUUAAAUAUUAGAGAAUGGUUUUAAAAACAAACACAAUAAUAUUGAAGUAAAUAUCACAGAAAACAAAGCAAAAGUUGAAAUGACAAUUCGACAAUGUGUUAUAAUAUUUUUCUUAAAAUGAAAAUUGUUGCAGUCCAAUUUAUACUCUACCACAUGCCACAUUAAAUACUUGCAAGGUUAUUCAUAGGUAUCUACUGUAUAUUACGAGCAAUAUAACGUUAAAUUCCCUUCUUAGUUCUUAUCAAAAUAUUUGCCAAAAAAGCACCAGAGUCCAAAAUGGAAAACCAUAUAUGCCUUCUCGAUUCGGUGAAAUACAUUUGCAGUUUUUCAUUAUUUAUAAGUUGAAUUUUUGUGGGAAGGAAGGUCUGUCCUGUAUAAAAGCAUAUAUCCAUAUACGUUUUUCUGGUUUUCAACCUUUUGUUCAUUUGUGCGUCUAAUCCUUAUAUAUACAGUCUAUAUGUGUGUUUUCACAAACAGUAUGGUAAUACUGUUUGGUGGACAAAAAGAAUAAAUUUGAUCCUUGCAGUCAUUCAAGUAUACAAAUUACAUAUAAAUAUCCAGCUGGAUUUUUUUUCAGAUAUCCAGUAUCCGGUCAGAUAGUAAAAAUUACUAUCCGAUGCACCCGCAUUAAAGGCCACGUCUUUGGUUUCCCCCUGUAACCAGUCCCAACCACCCUCGUCUCAGGACUUUCUUUACGUCCCGCCGCGCGUCCAGCAGAUAGCUCUGGAACGAGAAUUGAUCUUGAUAUAGGUCUUUUACAUGCGAGAUUUUUACAAAUUAUAGUGGCGCUGUAGGAAAAUUGAACUGAUUGUCAUAAAAUAGUUGUAGUAGCAUAAACGUUUGACGAACUAUCUGAAAAAAACACGUUUGCAUUUCAGGUUGUAGUUUUAAUGUCUGACUGAAAUUUGUUCUAUAAAAAAAUUAUCUGAAGUUGCGAGGUUUUGUGUUCACUGCAUUUGUCUUGUUCAUCGUUGAGCCAAACUCGGUCCCAGAAAAUUUCGUUCCCAGAGAGAAACAAACAAAACAAACAAACAAACAAACAAACAAACAAACAAACAAACAAACAAA
Paramuricea clavata is the source of this 16865-nucleotide messenger RNA. Lineage: Eukaryota; Metazoa; Cnidaria; Anthozoa; Malacalcyonacea; Plexauridae. The record is from the annotation of a GenBank genome assembly.